Molecule: messenger RNA, 6190 nt
Organism: Xenopus laevis (African clawed frog)
Lineage: Eukaryota; Metazoa; Chordata; Amphibia; Anura; Pipidae
Gene: arhgef4.S
Product: Rho guanine nucleotide exchange factor 4 S homeolog
Exons: 14
Coding region: 195-5546 (1783 amino acids)
Cellular component (GO): cytoplasm
Molecular function (GO): guanyl-nucleotide exchange factor activity
Source: RefSeq, a predicted model, not a curated record
GAUAAGCCCUAAUUGUUAUUCAGCUCCUUAAGCAUAAGCUCCUGGCAAAGCUCAUAGACUUUCGCCUGGGCUAAGAUUGUCUAAAAUAGCAAUGGGAAUGUAUGCAACCUAAGGCACAGCGGGAUAGGAGAAUAAUCACCAUCCCCUCUCUCUCUGGGCUGGAAGUGUGGGGACCAUUUUAUAAAGUUUAAGAAAUGCUAAGUGUAAUGUACUUUCUGCGGAGCUUCUUUAAGACCCCUGAGCCCAAUGAAGACUCUAACACUAAAUUAGAUUUCAACAAAGACCAUUGUGGGGAACCCUGCUUGCAAGAGGUGGGAACGUUUUGUCAGGAACAGGAGGAAGAUUAUUUUGAAACAAGGUCAUAUUUCAGUGAAAGCCCAUCAGAAUUAAAAAGUGAAGUAUUUGAAAGUAUUUCAGAUGCUGAGUCGGUUUCUAGUGAAACGAAUGACGAACUAAUCAGGAGAUCUGAUUGCCUUUUCCUGGAAAAAGAAGAAGCUUUGUAUUCACUGAAUAACGAUGACGAUGGUCUUUAUUCCAACAUCAUUGUGAACAGUAAUGAAGAAUGCAAUAAAAAUGUGCUGGCAGAGACUGCUUCUGAAACGAAUGUGUUGCACCGAACUUUAACAUUUGACCAAGAGCAGUUGGAUAUAUCUGAAACUGACAAUGAUGCCACUCAGCUAAAAGAUUUCUUAAGACCAGUAGAUGGUUGCACAAACAAUAUAGAUAUCAAUGGAUUAGAAAGAAAACAAGUCAGCCUUAAGGAUGUAUUUGGAUGCCAGGCAGGAUUACAAUCAACUGGAGAAAUUGCAAAAUCAAAAUCGGAAAACUGCCUUAAUUGUGCAGGGUCAGAGAAAGACAUUUUUACAGGAGGGCCCAGCCAAAGUCUGCCUAAUAUCAGUUUUGAAAUAUCUUGUUAUUCUGACUUCUCUAGCCAACAUGGAAUUGCAAGUGUACAAAGUAAACAGCAAAUAUGUUUGGAGUCUCCAUCUCAAGAGGAAAUUAAUGUAGACUGUUAUUUAAAUUCUGUAUCUCAGAAUGGGGGACUCUUGACAUAUACGGAGAAAGAAAAACACAUUUCCGAGGACAUUGUUCAUUUGCAAGAUUCCGAUCGUUCUACUCAGCUAUGUGAGGGGGAAAAUGUGUUAUCACCUGCAGAACACAAUGAAUUUCAAAGCAUUUUAGAUGAUGAUAUAAAAGAAACUAGAGGCUCUAUGUUAGCAAUGGACAUGAAUAAUUCAACAGAAAAGGUGGGUAGUAUUUUAUCUGAUUCUUUUCAAGAUAUAUUUAAAGGUUAUUGGGAAGAAGCCACAGAAUCUAAAGAAAAACAAAAUAUGACACUAGGUGGUAUUAACAACAGCAGCCUGUUAAGGAAACAAAUUAGCAGACAAGAACCAAUAAGCCUUUUAGAAGACCUUCAAGUUAUUGCUGAAUCAAAAGGCUCCUCGAAUAGCCAACAAGACAGAUCUGCGGUUAUUUUACUAUCCAUUCAACAGCCAGGAGCACAAACAUCAUGGAAGGAAACUGAGCAAAAUUCAUAUAAACAUGAAAAUGGCAGUUCUUCACAUUUAAACAGCAAUGAACAUUUAACUGAUAGCAGAGAUUCAUUAAAUUACCACCUAGUUUAUAAAUCCCCAGAUUCAAUGGGAUGUGUGGAACAAGGAGAAGAUGAGCAGAAUAGCUCCACUCUUGUUGACAUAAACAGAAAGAUUUCUCUCUUUCAAAAGGAAUCAGAAAGAAUGCUUGUUCAAGAACAUGCAGAAACCCAUGGCAGACACUUGUUGGACAUAUUGUUAGAAAAAGAACAAAACAAUUCCCCUGAAAUAAAUAUACAAACAGCUAAAACAAAGUCCUUUAAGCAAAAAAAUAAUAAAGAUCCAGAAUUCCAUAGUUACGAUUAUAAGGUGGAAUCGAUUGGUUCUAAUCUUGACCAAGGUGACAAUGUCUUCUUUGAACAGAGAACAUACCUUGAAGCCACACAAGAUUCUGAAGGAGAUGAAAGUGAUGUUGAAGUUUCAUUCUCAGAAGAAAAUAGAAAUCCCUGUCUUGCAACAGCUGAGGACAGCAGAGAUGUUAUGUAUUAUUCCAGUAUUGCAAAGAAAAUGGACAAUAUAGAUACGGUGGGUGAUAAUGAAAACAGCAGUUCCAGCAGUGAAGGCACUGAGGGCAGCAUGGGAAACCACUGGAGAAGUGAGAUCAACCAUAUAGAAGACAAAAAAAACAGUGUAAAGUUGUCCGGGGAACAAAACCAAACCAAAAUAGCAGAAUUUGAAGAUUCCAAAACAGAAGAGAAAGAGGAUACUAAUAACAAAAUAAAAGGGAUGAAUAUAAAAAAUAAUGAUAUUUUUAAAAAAUAUCUGUCAGCUAAAAUACCUACACCAUAUGGCUCACAACUAGCCAUUCCAAAUACAGAGGAAACGCCGGACUUCUCCGAUGAAGAUGUAUAUGGAAGUAGUUUUCUUUACAACAGGAGUAUGAGGAUGGCAUCAGGGACUGGGAGAAUUGAUCUUGAUAAUUUUACCAGAUUAAAAUGUGGUGUUGCACCACCAAGCACCAACAAUAAAUCAGAUAAUCAGCAACGUCAGGGGUCCUGCAAACCCCCAAAUGAAAACUGGGAAACCAAGAGCGACAGAAUCACAGAAAGUAAACGAUUAAAGGAAAGAUUGAUGUGGGCGCAUAAGUCUUUCUCCAGUAUGUUUGAUUUUAAAAAUAAUGAUAAAGACAUUGCCAACCAGAGUUUAGAGGGCUCAUCUAGAGAGGAGAAGAAAAAGUCAAAGCCACUUCAAUCAUCCUGGAAAACACUCCGAAAUUCCAAAAACAAAGAUAAGGAGUCAUUUAAGAGACUCAGUGUGUUAAAUUUAUCAGCACAUGUUAUAAAUACAAACAAAUCCAGGGGGGCUUCCAAGGGAAAUGGAAAUGAACCGCCAGUUUUUGAUCCAUUCAAAAAACCUUCCUCUAUGGAAAUAAAGCCUAAUUUGACCAAUGAUACGACAACAGAGUCCAAUUCAGAACCUCUGGAAGAUAAGGAAAAACAUAAAGAAUGGGACCUUAAAUAUGAUGGUUCUUUACAAACAUCUUGCGAUGAAUCAAUGUUCUUUUCAAACUUUGAUUCAAAUGAAUCACAUUUAUUAAACAAACAGCCGUCUAUUACAACUUUAGUCCCAAAUUCUGAAAUAAACUCCAUGCCAUCUCGACCACUGAGUCCGAAGCCUUUUAGCCAAUGGCCCAGCUUUCAGCGUAGGAGCUUGCUUAAUUCCAGGAUAAGUGCCACCUCAAUGACCUCUCUAGCAUACAGAUCUCCAGCGGAGGGGUGCCCAGAUUCUCCAGAGACAGCAGUAAAGACAUGGGGAGGGCAUUUAACAGAGAGACAUAGUCCCAAAGAUGAUGGCAGUGUCAGCAGCCUGUCAAAGCCAAGCCUCAACACUGCUUCUUCAAUAACAGACAUACUAAGAGAUGAGGAUAGUAGACAAGUUGUCCCAUCAACGCCACUAAAGAUGCAAAGGGAGAGAAAUGCUUUGCUUUACAAGAAGAGACCUGCAGACCUGACGACUUCUCAGUUCCUGCCUAUCAACAGUGAAAAUAGAACUCUGACACUGCCCCAGAUGGCUUCCAUGAGUCACAAAAGGGAUUCAGAACAAACAAAGCCCAAAGCUUUAUUCAAGAGCCUGAGUUGUGAUAACGUAUGGGUAUGUGAAAGGAACCAAGAGAGCAAACUAGACAAGUCUAUAGAUGCAGGAGAUCUCAUGAGGAACCAGUCAAAAGCUUCUAUGAGUGCCUCUAAUGGUCCUCCAGAAAUAUUCCGGAGAUUCCCUUUGAAGGUUCACGCGUUUUCCCGGAGCACACCGACCAGGCUUGAUCUAGUGGGCUGUGUGAGACGCACGUCUAUGUCAGUAUUUAAUAAUGGGUCGACGAGCAGACCUUCGCUGUUUGAUGACUUGGGGAGUGAUGAGGAUUUUUAUGAUGAACUACAUGUUUCCGGUCACCGCUUUGUCGGAGGGGGCGAGCAGCUGGCAAUAAAUGAGCUGAUAAGUGAUGGCAGUGUGGUAUACGCUGAAGCUCUCUGGGACCAUGUCACUAUGGAUGAUGGAGAACUGGGUUUUAAGGCCGGCAGUGUCAUUGAAGUAAUGGAUGCUACCAACAAAGAGUGGUGGCGGGGGAGGAUUGUAGACAGUAAAGGAUGGUUUCCAGCCAGCUUUGUUAGGCUCCGUGUUAACCAGGAUGAACCAAUGGAAGAUUGUGUUACUAAAGCAGGGGACAAAGACCAGGAUCCUAGAAAUGUCCCAAGGAGAAAUGGCAUUGGGUCGAACAACAAAGAUCAAAUGAGAACUAAUGUUAUUAAUGAGAUCUUAAAUACAGAAAAACAUUAUAUUAAGCACCUGAAGGAUAUUUGUGAGGGCUACAUCAAGCAGUGCCGUAAAAGAGACGACAUGUUUACAGAAGAGCAACUGUGGACAAUCUUCGGGAACAUCGAAGAGAUCUACAAAUUCCAGAAAAAAUUCUUGAAAACACUUGAAAAAAGAAUUAACAAAGAAGCUCCUCAUCUGAGUGAGGUCGGCUCUUGCUUUUUGGAAUAUCAAACAGAUUUUCAAAUCUACUCAGAAUAUUGCAACAAUCAUCCCAACGCCUGCACAGAACUUUCCAAACUUUCCAAGGCCAAGAAGUAUGUCCAUUUCUUUGAGACCUGCCGGUUAUUGCAGAAGAUGAUUGAUAUCUCUAUAGAUGGGUUUCUGUUAACCCCAGUGCAGAAGAUCUGUAAAUAUCCACUUCAGCUGGCGGAACUUCUAAAGUACACCAAUCCCCAACACAGAGACUACACAAAUGUUGAGGCAGCCUUGGACGCAAUGAAAAAUGUUGCCAAGCUUAUCAAUGAAAGAAAGCGGAGACUUGAGAACAUUGAUAAAAUAGCCCAGUGGCAAAGUUCUAUAGAGGAUUGGGAGGGAGAAGAUAUCCUUGCCAGAAGCUCUGAGCUUAUACAUUCUGGGGAAUUAACCAAGAUUUCUCACCAACAGCCAAAGGGACAGCAGCGGAUAUUUUUUCUAUUUGAUCAUCAAAUUGUUUACUGCAAGAAGGACCUGUUACGCCGUGACAUUCUGUAUUAUAAAGGGAAGAUUAACAUGGACGAUAUGGAAGUUGUAAAUGUAGAUGACGGUAAAGACAAAGACUUUAAUAUCACUGUAAAAAAUGCAUUCAAGCUUCAAAGCAAAGUCUCGGAAGAGAUUCACCUUUUCCUGACAAAGAAACCGGAGCACAAGCAGCGUUGGCUACAGGCCUUUGAGGAAGAAAGGAAACAGGUGCAUCUGGAUAAAGAGACAGGUUUCAGCAUCAGUGAAAUACAGAAGAAGCAGGCUAUGAUUAAUGCCAGUAAGCCUCACCCGUCAGGAAAGCCUAAAGCUGUCAAUAGGUCAUACUAUGAUUUCUGGAUGAAGCAGAAGCACCCCACUCUGCCUGCCGACCUCCCACAGCAACAAGUCUUCAUGCUGGCUGAACCCAAGCGUAAACCCUCCAAUUUCUGGCAGAACAUCAGCCGACUGACCCCAUUCAGAAAAUAAAGGACGACUUUGUGUUCUACUCCUGUACAAAGAAAGCACUUUACCCACAGUCGACCAAGUGCCUGGGAGUCCUGUCUUUCUUUUAUUGGGCAUGGCGCUGGCUGGUGUAUUUAUUUUUUACAGAACAGUUAGACGUUCUUAACGUAUUUGUUGCUGCCUUUUCCAAACGAUCAGAUGAAUCACCUGGGAAGUAUUGUUUGUUUUUUCUUUUUUUUUUCUCUCUUUCCUCGUCUUAGGACGUCAAAAUAUUGGCUCUGUAGAUGCUUCUGGCGUGCUCAUGCCAAGCUUCUGCAUCCGGCCAAUAACCUGCCUUGGAAUACGGCUGAGUGGCAGCUGAAGAGAGUGACCAGAGACGUGGCUGAGGGCGCCAGCUCCAUGUGUAGACGACAUGGAAUAUCCAUGUUUACUGGGAAAAUGUUUAAUAAGCUCUUUGCAUUGUAAAUACUGACCCUAUAUUUGUAGUGGUUCCAUGGUGCAUUGAUUAGAUUCAACUUGAUAAUGAAUUUAGCUCUCACUUUAAUAGAUACCGACAAAGAUGUGCUCCAUCUAAACCACUAAACUAUUAGUCCCUUAAAGGGAAACUGUCAAGGGAAAAACAGUUUCUUUCAAAACGCAUCAGUUAAUAGUGCUGCUUCAGCAGAAUU